CCACCAUACUGCAUUUACUUUGUCGUUGCCCUGUUCGAUACCCUGAUAGAUUCUGUUCAACAUGUCGGCCGCACAGCUUCUCAAUCCGAAGGCCGAGUCGAGGCGGCGCGGGGAAGCUCUUCGAGUGAACAUCUCAGCCGGCGAGGGACUGCAACAAGUGCUUGCUUCCAACCUGGGGCCCCGCGGUACGCUCAAGAUGCUCGUUGAUGGUGCUGGAGCUAUCAAACUUACCAAAGAUGGAAGCGUUCUGCUCAAGGAGAUGCAAAUUCAAAACCCCACAGCAGUCAUGAUUGCGCGAGCAGCAACGGCACAAGACGAUAUGACAGGCGAUGGGACAACGUCGGUAGUACUGUUGGUGGGAGAACUGCUAAAGCAGGCCGAUCGAUACAUCUCCGAGGGCCUUCACCCGCGAGUUAUAACAGACGGCUACGAUAUUGCGAAAACAGAGACACUGAAGUUCCUCGACGAGUUCAAACUCGAGAAGGAGGUCGACCGAGAGCUUCUCCUUUCCGUCGCCCGGACGUCACUAUCAACAAAGCUCGACAGCUCGCUCGCAGAACAGUUGACGCCCGAUAUCGUGGACGCCGUCCUUGCAAUCUACCAAGCGCCUGCGAAGCCAGAUCUACACAUGGUUGAGAUAAUGACCAUGCAACACCGCACCGCAGCAGACACGCAACUCAUUCGAGGACUCGCCCUUGACCACGGUGCGAGGCAUCCUGACAUGCCGAAGAGAGUCGAGAAUGCAUACAUUUUGACACUCAAUGUCAGCCUGGAGUACGAGAAGUCGGAGAUCAACUCUGGUUUCUACUACUCGAGUGCAGAACAGAGGGAGAAACUUGUCGAGAGCGAGCGACGUUUCGUCGAUGACAAGCUCAGGAAGAUCGUGGAGCUAAAGAAGGAAGUCUGCGGUGACGAUCCCAAGAAGGGGUUUGUGAUAAUAAAUCAGAAAGGCAUCGACCCUCUGAGCUUGGAUGUGCUUGUCAAGAACGGCAUCUUUGCGCUGAGGAGAGCAAAGAGGAGAAACAUGGAGCGCUUGCAGCUCGUGUGUGGUGGAACUUCACAGAACAGUGUGGACGACAUGACACCAGACGUCCUCGGUUGGGCUGGUCUCGUCUACGAGCACCAACUCGGCGAGGAGAAGUAUACAUUUGUUGAAGACGUGAAGGAGCCCAAGUCAGUUACGCUACUCAUCAAGGGCCCCAACUCGCACACCAUCUCUCAAAUCAAGGACGCGGUCCGCGACGGCUUGCGGAGUGUCUACAACAUGAUUGUUGAUGGGAGCGUAGUCCCAGGAGGGGGGGCGUUCCAGGUCGCGUGUGCUGCCCAUCUCGAAAGCGAGCAAUUCAAAAAGACAGUAAAGGGCAAAGCAAAGUGGGGUGUAUCAGCCUUCGCCGAUGCGCUGCUCGUCAUCCCCAAGACGUUAGCCGCCAACUCUGGUCACGACAUCCAGGAUUCAUUGGCUGCGCUACAAGACGAACAUGCUGAGGGCAAUGUUGUUGGUCUAAAUUUGGCGACCGGAGAAGCGAUGGACCCUACGCAGGAAGGUGUUUACGAUUCGUUCCGGGUGCUCCGCAACUGCAUCGCGUCGGCUACCGGCAUCGCGUCCAAUCUGCUAUUAUGCGAUGAGAUGCUAAAGGCACGGCAAAUGGGACGUCAGCCGGGACCAGGAGGCGAAGAGCAAUAAUGACAUGGACAGUGACAUGGAGACGAUUUCUCGCGGCGGCAUUGCUGAAGGUGAGUUUUGCGCACGCGAGGCUUGACACCUUCUGGGAAAACAGCUCACGGAAGAUGAUGUGCAAGUGCUAUAUAUGAUCAGCCCUGUCAAGAUAGAUCAAAAAAACACAACCUAUGGUUCAGGCCUUUGGCACAGUAUGUGCGUGCUCAAUAAUGGACGGUUGUCAAC
Cucurbitaria berberidis CBS 394.84 is the source of this 1903-nucleotide messenger RNA. Its product is annotated as T-complex protein 1 subunit zeta. Gene Ontology annotation, molecular function: ATP binding; ATP hydrolysis activity; ATP-dependent protein folding chaperone. Lineage: Eukaryota; Fungi; Ascomycota; Dothideomycetes; Pleosporales; Cucurbitariaceae. Gene Ontology annotation, cellular component: chaperonin-containing T-complex. Gene Ontology annotation, biological process: protein folding. The coding region runs from base 62 to 1684 and encodes 540 amino acids. The transcript has 11 exons. The record is from RefSeq and is a predicted model, not a curated record.